GAUAUUGACCCAUGUGGUGUCGGUAUUCCAGGAUUUAUGAUGUUUGUGUUCAGUGAUGAUUGAAAAUUGAGUCGAAGAGGAGAAUAUUCUGUCGACUGGUUGUAAGAUGAUGCAGUCCACCUGUCAGCCGCACCAGGUGCCCCAGCCCAACGGCAGUUCUGCCAGCAGAACAUCCUUCUUGAUUGAGGAUAUUCUCAGUCGGGGGAGUGUUCAUCAAGUUGGCCACAAUCAGGGACAACAUGUGCACCAUCAGUUUGCUGCGGCGCAUAAUCAUCAUCACGGCCAGUAUCAGCCGUUUGCCAGCCUUCUGCCGAGCUAUUCGACGGGUCCGCCGCCGGCUGCCUUCUUCCUUGGACCACUCUUCGGCACCGCUGGCAUGGGCGUCGGCGUUGUACCUGGUGUCAACGAACUUGCUGCUCUCAAACAUUGCCGGCGGAGGAAAGCACGAACUGUUUUUAGUGAUCAACAAUUAGCGGGAUUGGAAGCGAGGUUCGAGGCCCAGAGGUACCUCAGCACCCCCGAGAGAGUGGAGCUCGCAGCUGCCCUGCAUUUGUCCGAGACCCAAGUGAAGACGUGGUUUCAAAAUCGUCGAAUGAAGCAUAAAAAACAAUUGAGAAAGAUCAAUAAUAACGGGGGGAGCAACGGGAGUCUCUCGGGAGGUCAACAGUGUGGAGGACAACCCGCCUCAGCCACUUCUCCAGGGGAAAGACCAGUGGAUUUUUCCCUCAACGGUGGACGCGAGUCCCACGCGAGUAGUGAUGCCGCGGCAGACUCAGACUCGGACGAGAUUGAUGUUCUCGGUGACGAAGCUCCCUCACCGCCUCAAAUGGCAUCGUCGGCUCUUCACCUACCGAGACGCAGUGCAUCUGUGUCAUCGCCAACAGGCUUCCACCGAUCCAAUCAUCACUCCAGUCUGAGUCACUCCCUCCAGUCACCUCCCCAGGAGCAACCACUCCAGCGUCACCAUCGCUGA
This is a messenger RNA of Diachasma alloeum, 973 nucleotides long. RefSeq names its product brain-specific homeobox protein homolog (gene bsh). The record is from RefSeq and is a predicted model, not a curated record. Gene Ontology annotation, molecular function: DNA-binding transcription factor activity, RNA polymerase II-specific; DNA binding. NCBI's taxonomy places the organism in Eukaryota, Metazoa, Arthropoda, Insecta, Hymenoptera, Braconidae. The transcript is spliced from 3 exons. The coding region runs from base 107 to 973 and encodes 288 amino acids. Gene Ontology annotation, biological process: regulation of DNA-templated transcription.